CAACAAGCUCAAGCAACAAAAUGCAGCCGCAUCUACAAGCGGCGGCAGCAGCACUGCAGGAGAGCCGAGGGACUGCCUUCAGGGACAGUAAUGCUGUCGAUCUGCGCGUACAAUACAAGUCCUUGCGCAGUCCGCCUAGCAAUCUACGCGUGAACAAAUGGGACGCGUUGAUCCUGGACUCGGAGAUCCUCGGGCUGCUCAAAGCACCCAUGAAGAGCAUGUUUAGCAUGUUCGAGCCUGGUAUCGUGGACCGAGUCAAGCCGGAGAUUGACGCGGUACUUGGUGCUAUGCUAUUCGUAUUCACCACCGGUGUCGGAAGGCCGACACCCGGCAUGAAACUAGAAAAUGUCCGAUAUGCUCCCCAUCUACUUACUCGACAUCGUGUGGGUGCCUUCUUCUUGCUGUCGGUGGGAGUGCCGUACGUGUGGAAGCGCCUCAUUCGAUAUCUAUCGUCUUCCCGAUGGACUGCCCGUGGCGACAGGUCUGACGGCGGAGAGACUUCUCGUGAGCGGAUGCUAGCACUGAUGAAGAAGCUCGAGACGCUUGUAAUCACGUGCCAGUUCGUCAACUUGCUCAUUUUCUUACGCAAGGGAACAUACCGCUCGCUCCCCGAGAGAUGCCUAGGAAUGAAAAUGGAGAGCAUCACGCCGUCGACAGCACCACGAUCAAUUAACUUCGAGUACAUGACUCGGCAGUUGUUGUGGGAGGGAUUGAUGGAGUUCGGCAACUUUGUGCUGCCCUUCUUGACGUGGAGUAGUUCGCGUACAACAGCAGCGUUUCAAGGAAUCUCGUCAGUUGCGAAUUCUCGUUCGUCGCAGUGCUGCCUGUGUGGCAUUUCGCCGCCACAAACGCCAUACAUCACGUCCUGCAAGCACGUGUACUGCUACUACUGUCUGCAGACAGCGGUUGCCACGGAGGAUGAUUUCGCGUGUGUUGCAUGCGGAGUGAGGUUCGAUUCGUCACAGCGUCUGCACAUGUAGACUUACACCGAAUACAGUUACUGCGGUACUUGAAGCUUUUGCUUUUUUGCUACACUAGUACUAAUAUUUGAUCAUCCUUUCCAAUUCCAACGAAUACAAUUCUCAAACUGCUGUCGACUGUAAGUCUCCUGCGAAAAUGGAGAUGACGAAAGCAACGCUACUACUACGUACGAGUAGUAUGCAGUGCUUAGUAUAUCCGAAACAAGGCGAGAUUUUCCCU
This is a messenger RNA of Phytophthora nicotianae INRA-310, 1200 nucleotides long. RefSeq lists its product as hypothetical. Gene Ontology annotation, biological process: protein import into peroxisome matrix. Bases 21 to 980 code for a protein of 319 amino acids. NCBI's taxonomy places the organism in Eukaryota, Oomycota, Peronosporomycetes, Peronosporales, Peronosporaceae. The record is from RefSeq and is a predicted model, not a curated record. Gene Ontology annotation, cellular component: peroxisomal membrane. The transcript has 5 exons. Gene Ontology annotation, molecular function: zinc ion binding.